Messenger RNA from Xylaria bambusicola, 1306 nucleotides. RefSeq lists its product as uncharacterized. The transcript has 3 exons. The record is from RefSeq and is a predicted model, not a curated record. Bases 441 to 764 code for a protein of 107 amino acids. NCBI's taxonomy places the organism in Eukaryota, Fungi, Ascomycota, Sordariomycetes, Xylariales, Xylariaceae.
AGAUCACGAUCAAGUUAUGGUGGUGAUUGGCAGACGCAAAUAACCCAUCAUGAGGUGUGUUGCCACAAUGGCAACCAAAUUUACACAAUCCUCAAGUGAGUAAAACUUGCACAAUUGAAUCAGUGAAGGGUUCAAGCUGCUCAAAUAUGGCUCUGAAUUGCCUGCCAGAGCAAAUGAUACCACAUUAAGCAAAUAAUAAGCAAAGUGCAAUGGUCAGACAGAGACAAACUUUCGGUUAGACUACUGCACAUCUUCGCAAACCUAACAAAACACAAGUACGGCUGAUGGAAUAGCACAAUCAAAACUCACCUAGAGAUACGUCAGAACUUAGAUAUAUUGGGUAUAAAUCUUGCCCCCGCUCUCCCUCAGGACAAUCAUUCUCUUUACUCCAUCAUGCACAUUACUCAACUACUUCUCAUCUCUCCAUCAUCAUCAUCAUCAUGACUUUUACAAACCGCGGUCUCUUGGGUGGCCUCUUUGGAUGUAUUAUUUAUUUGGCACUUAUCCCCUAUAGGAUAGUGGUCGGUAUGGUUUUGAGGAGCAUUAUUUCACUCGUUAUUACGGUUAUUAUUGGUGCAUUGGUAUUCACAUCUCCAUCUCCAUCUGUUUUAGUCUCAGAACUGGCGGCCGCCGUUUCCGACAUACUAGAGGAAGAAGCAGAGGAAGAGGGAGAGGUGGAGGGAGAGGGAGAGGUGAAGGAAAUAGAGUCAUCCUUCCCAGAAUCGAUGCCACAUUCCCCCGUUUCACCUUCCUUCACGGGAUAACCAUUGUCAACUUCCAAUCUGAGCAGCUCUACGGUGAAGCUGAGAACUAGUCAUAACUGGCAAUUUCGGACGCACUCGCCUUACAAUCCAACUUGACCGGUUCUGCCCCAAGUUCUGCGUUAAGAUCGUUGGCACAGGAGCGCUGUGGGAUGAAGGGAAAACUUUGCGACCUUACAGACCUCGGCCCACUGGAGCUGCUGGUUAAUAUGCAACAAGUAACAGAAAGCGUUCAAAUCCUUUCUCAUCUGUAACAAGUCGCGACUGAGAUUCUAUUAAGGCCGACGCGCCAUAACACAGUUUUAAUAUUCUCAAGACAUAAUAAUCAUACUUAUAUAUAUCCAACUUCAAUGUUCUUUUCAACUUGCUAAGCGAUGCUACAACCAGUUAGUGUUUGGUUUUCACUAUUGGACAGAUCUGUACUCGAUCACCUCAACGCCGCGCCAUUCCAAUGUCGCCCACUACGUCCGGUUCCGAGCACAGCCCCAGUUUCUCGAAUCAACAUGGCGUGCGCCGUCAUUGCGCAGAGAUUGGACCAUUUCCCA